ACAUAGGUUCUGUUUGUUUAUUAACAAAUGUUUAUUUACUAUUCUGGACUGGUUCAAUUAUGCAAAGCAGGCGUGAAGUGGCGUGGAUCUUCAGGCCUCCGUGCGAGAGCGUAACCAUAGCCACUCGAGCGGCGCAAACCGACUGUCAUCAUUCGACUAUAGCUCCAUGAUCCGACCACGCCGAAGACACCGACUUGAUGAUAUUUCGAGUGAAAUUGAUCAGAAUAAAAACACAACCCAUGCAGAUUUCCGUCUGCCAUUGGUCACAGCGGGCAUUCCAGGCAUACCGUCUUGCCUUAUUUGGAUCGGUGGGCGUGGCUUGUGACGCUGCCUCGCUGCUGUGGUUUUCCUUAGGGUCGAGACCAUGUGGGAUUGCAGCCAGCUAUCUACGGGGAAUCGAGUCCUCGGGGAAAGCGGUGCGUAUGUACGCUCAACAACCAGCACUUGAUGGGAACAAAAGGGAUUCUCUCGAGACAGUCCCAACCCCCACCAGAAGUCAGAUUGCCUGCGCUGUGCACAAUCUAUAUCGUGGCUGUCCGUCUGCACACUGUGUGGCAGUGUGUGUCAUGAACACACGUUGUGGGUUACUCACGUGGGCCAACGCAUAAUAGGCGCUCAGUCACACGUUGCACGGACGCUUGAAUUUUCUCCGAUGAAGGGUCGGUUCAUUCACAUUGGGUCGUGCACUAUCAAAUCAUCAACAUUGUAUUAAUAUAAAUAUAUAUUUUCUCGGUCAGUGUACAUAUACACACGGUGGUGGUAACAAGUCCACCGGUAUACACCCUUCCUCCUUGAGUAAGCCCACCCUAAGUAUAUGACACCUGUACGGUGGUUAAAGCGACCAGACAGUGCCGACUAGGGGAUGCAUGUAAGACGUGCCAGUUUCCAGUCACGAUCGUGCAAGUUUCUCACUUACCGUAGCGAUUCCCCACUUGCCGGACGAAUGAUGAUAAGACAAGGUGUCCCACUCACACUGUGAACUCUGCCGUGUACUGUCAAGCGCUGAAGUCAUUCAACCCCAGGAGAAGUGAUAGCUGAGCUUAGUUGAGUCUCAGAAACUGAGCCACGCGCCCUCACGCCGUCAUCUUUUGACCUGGCCUGUACCGGCUCACUGCUCCGCAUCAUCCCUGGAUAGUUUGCCCCUCUCCCCCCUUGUCCCCCUUGUCCCCCGUCUCGCACUCCACCAGUACGCCGACAUAGUGUGUGUUACUAUUAACACCAACUUCUCACAACUCCAACGCCGAUCAGGACCAGCGGGUAUCUCCCUGGCUGUGUUUCUGCUUGGCUACGGUACAUCUCCAAGUGGUCGUUCAUGUUUGGAAUCCAAGACUCCCUCACAAGAGGCACAACAAACCUCAAAGAAGAACCCACUGGGACAGCUCAAGUAGGAUCCAUACGUAGUUGGAUGCAGCCGAGCAUGGUGGAACAAGGAUCCAGCUCCUGUGGGCUGGCUAGGGCACACUUCGAGAAACAACCGCCCAGUAAUCUGCGAAAGAGCAAUUUCUUUCAUUUUGUCAUCGCUCUGUAUGACCGUGCUGGACAACCAGUGGAGAUAGAGCGAACACAAUUCAUCGAUUUCAUCGAGAAAGAGAGGGAACCAGACAGUGCUAAAACGAACAAUGGAAUCCACUACAGAUUACAACUUCUCUACAAUAACGGUGCCAGGACGGAGCAGGAUUUGUACGUCCGACUCAUCGAUUCCAUGACAAAACAGGCAAUAACCUACGAAGGACAAGACAAAAACCCAGAGAUGUGUAGGGUUCUUUUAACCCAUGAAAUAAUGUGCAGUCGUUGCUGUGACAAAAAGAGUUGUGGAAACCGAAAUGAAACGCCAUCAGAUCCGGUCAUCAUUGACAGGUUUUUCUUGAAGUUCUUCCUCAAGUGCAACCAGAACUGCUUGAAGAAUGCUGGCAACCCAAGGGACAUGCGACGGUUUCAGGUUGUCAUUUCCACUACACCCAACGUGGAUGGUCACGUCUUGGCUGUAUCUGAUAACAUGUUUGUUCAUAACAACUCCAAACACGGUCGUCGAGCACGAAGAUUGGAUCCAUCAGAGGGAGCUACGCCUUGCAUCAAAGCUAUCAGUCCCAGUGAAGGAUGGACAACUGGGGGAUCCACUGUCAUCAUUGUGGGCGAAAACUUCUUUGAUGGUCUUCAAGUUGUCUUUGGUACGAUGAUUGUAUGGAGUGAGUUGAUCACAGCACACGCCAUCAGGGUCCAAACACCACCUAGACACAUCCCUGGGGUGGUAGAGGUUACUCUAUCCUACAAGUCCAAGCAGUUCUGCAAGGGUGCACCGGGACGUUUCGUUUAUGUUUCGCUCACAGAACCAACCAUAGAUUACGGUUUCCAGAGGCUCAGCAAACUGGUACCCAGACACCCUGGAGAUGGUGAUAGGCUUCCUAAGGAGAUCAUUCUGAAGCGGGCAGCUGACCUGGCAGAGGUCUUGUAUGGGAUGCCACGUAACCAGGUUCCUAUACCAGCACCACGCUCACCGGCUAUCAACAACUCUAGCGGAUCCAGCGGUCUGGUUCCCAUGAAUUCCUUCAGUAGUCAACUCUCUCUUGGCGAACAUGAAGCCAGUGGUAGUGAACAACAGUCAGGUUUUUCUCGAGUUCAACCCAGCAGUGCAUUAUCACCUCGGGGUUAUUCCUCUGGUAUCUCCACUCCUCAUAGUAGUAACGGCAGCACAGGGUCCUACUCCUCAAUGAAUGGCUACGCUAGCGCCAGUAAUCUCUCCAACAUGGCUAUCCCCUCAUCACCCAGUCUCUUCAACGGAACAGCCACUGCUGCCCCCUCCUCCUCUCCACCAUCUCUGCCCCACCCCCCUCCUAGCAGUAACGGCACUGGGGGCUCUUCCCAUCGCACAGCCUCCGCCUCGCCUGGUAUAUUCUCCUUCUCUCCGGCCAACAUGAUCACUGCCGUUAAGCAGAAGAGUGCAUUUGCCCCCGUGGUGCGUUGCGGUCCCUCCAGUCCCUCACCUGGCUCAGGACCGGCUGGAAUGAUCGGUCCAGUGGCCGGGGCAUCAGGUGAGCGUGAGACACAAGGGUCUACAACCAUGAUGUCUCCGUCUUUCUGCGGAGUAGGGGGACCCUUUGCCCUGCCCACCUGCGGUGCACACACCUAUGGCACACACAUAGAAAGUCCCAGCAAGUAAUCUGUCUCUCACUCGCGCUGUCUGUCUGUUGGAUGACAGGUGACAUCUUUUAACUCUUUUGCUACAACGAGCCGUUCACAUGGGGGUUUUUGAAUACAUCCUUAAAAUCCAGCUGGUAACCACUGGACAAUUGCUACGUCAUCAUCUUUACCCCCAACAUCCUGAGACAAUUUGAUAAUACCUUGAUCCUGUUUCCACCUCAUUCAUAUUGCAAUUUGAUAUGCAACCUCACCAGCAGCAGUCAUAAACAGGAACUCAAGGGUUCCAUUCCAGCCUAAAUCACCAGUGGAUUGGUUGGGGAGGGGCGGGGAACCAGCAGAUGUUAAAGAGCUACUGGUAACAUCUGUGUGUGGCUCUCAUGCACGGAUGUGAUACAUUGAACUGUAAAAAAACCUGUUUUCAGCUACAUUUCUGGAAUGAUUUGCUCUUGUAAGAAUUAACAAUUCUUAGAAGAUGGACGGGAUAAAGAAAAUCCUGAAAAGCGAAGAUCUGGUCAACAGUUGAACUCUAAAAGUAGUUUACAAACUUGUAGAUGUCCUAUUAAAUUGUAACCAAUCUCUGUCUGUGUCCAGUAAUCAGGAUAUUUUGUUCCAGUUAUUGAGAACAUAGACCUUCAUUUAGGUAACCUUGUCCUUUUUAAUGAGAGGAGCUUUUAUCAUCUUGAACAUGUUAUACAGGGAAGCUUUUUUAAGACAUAAAAAGUAAUGAUGACGAAGAUGACAUAUAUAAAGUAUGGUGCCAAGAUCUUAAUUUGUUAACAAAGAGAAGGGCUUCAGUGUGAGCCUAGUACUGGUUUUUACCAUCAAGUUUUUGCUGCUUCUGUACAUAUUUGCUUGUUAAGUUUCAGGCUAGGGGAAGACCCAACACUGUUAUUUUUAUACUGGCGUAGUAUAAAGACGACUUUAUGGUGAUCAUGUAAGCCUGUUUUAGGUGGAGUUUAAAAAACAAAGAGCACCCAUGUGGGUGUAUUGCUCUGUAACGUGAUGUGAGGUUAUCUUAGCUUUUUGAGACCAGGUUAAGAAAUGUUAGGCUAACAUUUGGCACUUGUCACACCAAGUCUUGGUGGCAGAGGGAACUUUAAAAAUGCACUUCAUUUUUCAACCAGACUGUGAAAACUGUUAACUAUCACAAUUGCCCUCAGUGAAGGAGAGAACACAUUAAGAAUACCAAUCUGGAGAUUUGUAUUUGAUAGGGCUAUUCAUAUUCCAGAAAAUAAACCUUGGUUUCAAAGAGGGUCCAUUAUCCAUCAUGACUCCGAAAGAGUGGAAAGUAUGAAAAGAAAAAAAUGUCCAUACUAAGCUCAGUGUCGUUGAAUUGUUGCAAAGGAAUAUACCUUGAAUUGUGGAGUUAUUUUCACCAUUUUACCUCAAAACAAUUUUUCUAAGUGAUUUAAUGUUUUGUAAUUAUGCUGAUGUGAUGGUUAGGCUAAUUCAGAGUCACUGUUGAGUAUGUACAUGUAGAAGUAACCUUAAACUGUGUAUCAAGCCCCAGUUAGUCAUUCAGUUCAGAAAUGAAAAAAAGAGUGAAUUUUUUUUUACCUUGAUCUUGCUUUUUACAUUGUCUUGCCUGCAAAAUGCUGAAGCAUUUAGUUCCAGAAGGCUUGCUGUCCCGUAACUUGAGCAACAUUGCAUUUGUUACUUUCACAGCUGUGUAAUAUGUCUGCCCAUCUGGUUGAUGAGGAAAUAUUCCCAGCAGUAGAAUUUAAAGGCCUCAUUAAUGACCAAAUGUCUAUUUUACAAAAAGUGUUAAAAAGGAAAACCCGGCAUAUCAAUACGUGUUUAAGUAGCUCAAUUUGAAAUUUGUGUGGCUAAUCUCUCAAGAUUCCAUGCUACCUUAAACCUCCCCAAAAAUUGGAAGCAGUCAAAAAUGCAUUUUUUUUUUAACGAAAGGUUUCGGACGUUUGAAUUCUUUUGACGAGCAUCCAACGUUGCUGAUAGAAAAUAGUGCUUCAAAAGCUAUUUCUGGCAUUAUUCUGGUAUUGAGAGCAAAUUGAAAUACCUACUAUUCACACACAUUUUCUUUAGUAAUUGCUAAAGUAGCUUGUUAUUCUUUUAUUUUAAAUUUUCAAAAGAAUUAUUGGCUUUCACACAUAUCUCAACAGGGUAUCUCUAAGGGUAUAGAGGGUUUGCAUGCUGCCAUCUUGCAGGCCAAUGUUUUUGUUCCACAAGGUAUGCACCAAGCUUUCCCUGUAGAACAAAAGAAGUGCCCUACAAGAUGGCUGCCACGUAAAGCCUCUACACAGCUCAAUAUGUGCUGUUAGCCAGUGUUGAAACAAACUAUGGGAGAAGGUUGAACAAAAUCUGAAAUGAUUCAUUUUGUUGAAAAGCUUUGUUCUGGAUACACAACCCAGCUUACAUCUUACCGUCAUUCUUCAUGUAAGGUUCCCAUAAGCAAGUCUUCUCUUAACGAUAAAUUGUUGCAGCCCAUGUACAAAGUGUACACUCUCAACACGUUAUUAUUCUUGUAUAUAAAACAAGGAAAUUUAUAUGUAAGUGAUUUUCGGUUUUUGUUUUGUACAAAGACACAGUAAGCAACGUGUCUCUAGCGCUGUGGAAUGGGCUAAAAAUAAAAAAAGGUGUUUUGUUCCGAAAAAAUGUAUAUAGCAGAAUUUCUUUUGAAGAAAAAAUUUUAAAUCGUGACAAACCAGAUUCAGUAUUUUAUAAGAUUUUAUAAAAUCUUAAAAAUAUUAUUGUAAGUUUUUUGGGAAUGAUUUUUUCUUCUUAAAAAGGCAUAAGGACUUAGCAAUUCUGCAUUUAAAAAGGUUUUGAAUUAAGUGGAAUAAGCACAGUAAAAGAUUCCUGGGUGAAAAAGCACGAAAGAAAAAUACCCGGUGUUAGUUCUGCAUGUGACAUUUGCUUUAUUACUGUAUAACCGUGAAAGACAGUCAACCGUUAACAAUCCAUGACUACACAAGAUCGUGCCAUACUACGUAUUCAAUUGUUAUGUAUGUUUCAAAUGUAACGGGCUUUCACAUUCCCUGUUUGGGGGAAAUAUGUCUGCAUUCAUGCCAUUUUAAAUUCGCAGAGUUAUACAAAGUAGUAGUUUGUUUCUCCUUGUACACAGAAGCAUGUCUGGUUGAAUGACGGAAUGAGCAAACAGGAAUGUAUAUGCCAAAUACUAAUGUUUACAGAAUAAUGUUUAAAGAUUCAAUACAAACCACAAUAGUGAUGGCGACUUGAGAAAAUGAGGUCGCUAGAUUUAUGAGAUAAAACGGUUAGUUUUAUGUAAACUUUGUUUCCAAUUUUCAAAGGGAUUACCAGACCAAGAUGCUUUGUACUGAUGUUUGGGAAUAUGUAGAUAAUUGGUAAUGCUGCAAUGUGUACUUAAGAAGUCUUAGGCAUUCAUUUUAAAUUAUAUGGGACUGUAUUCUUCUGAGCUCGGGAAUGAUUCCUUUAAAAUGGUUUUCAGGGCCAUGGUUUUAAGUUGCCGGUAAGUGAUUUAUUUACUUGGGCAAAGAAAUCAUCUACAAUAUACUUGAACUAAUUCCAAGACAUGCAUCAUAUGGCAUUUUGACACACUUAUCAGUUUUCUCAUGCUGUGAGCAAUUGUUUCUAUUAAACCUUAUUUUGCUCAUGGUAUCAAUGACUCGGACCCCUGUUUAAGGUGGGUACGCUUUAACUAACAUCCACCAAGGUUUGUGGCUAGAUCUUGUUGACGUGUAGGUAGCAUAUUGCCGUUGUGGUUGACUGUUUUUGUUGUUCAAUGUGACUAUAUUGUCUUGAUUGCUCUUAAAAGAUGAACAUAUUAAUAAAAAACGGAAAUAUACAUACGUGAGAAUA
Molecule: messenger RNA, 6936 nt
Organism: Acanthaster planci (crown-of-thorns starfish)
Lineage: Eukaryota; Metazoa; Echinodermata; Asteroidea; Valvatida; Acanthasteridae
Product: transcription factor COE3-like
Biological process (GO): regulation of DNA-templated transcription
Molecular function (GO): DNA binding; DNA-binding transcription factor activity
Source: RefSeq, a predicted model, not a curated record